ACAAUCUAUAAUGAUAACGCGUCUGGUUCCAAACAAACCGUUAUCACGGUUCGUUCCAUAAGAAAUGCAUUGCCCGUAUAUUUUUUUUUAUUCAUUUGGUUUUUUAAUCCUUUUAAAUUGUUUUUUUACUUUUUAAACUGGUCUUAAAGUUUUCUUUGCAUAAGAAACUCGAGGUAUUUUAAUCAUGGUCAACUGCUGGGCACCCCAGUGUUCACACAAUUCUGUCCGAGAAUCGUGUUCUUUUUUUCGUUUUCCGACAGAUGUGGCACUACGAAAUUCUUGGGCGAAUUUAGUUAGGAGGGCAGAUUCUAUUCCAUCAAAUAAUAGUCGUUUGUGUAGUUGCCAUUUUAAAGAUGGUUUGAAAGAAAAUAGUCCGUCUAUAUUUGCUUGGAAUGAAAACAAAAUAAAUCGUUUUGUUUCCCCCGAAAAACGUAAAAGGACAUCUCAUAGCCUUUUAUUGAUAUUUUAAUUUUUAAAUGAGUUAUAGCUAUGUAAAAUAUUUAAACUUUAAAAUGCUCGUAACUCAAAUCAAAAUUAAAGUAUCAAUAAAUGCCUAUGUGAUUGCCUAGAUAAUAUUUUUACCUUCAGACGAGUACAUCCACAUACGUGAGGAGACGCGGCCAACAUUGGUUGUUUGACCAUUCUCUCAGCUACUCAUGUUGGAAGCCCCCGCAUGAUGCAUUCAAUCGUGAAUUGCAACGAUAGGCAAGACUAUGAUCAAGAUGAGCUGGCAGAAAGAGUCGAACAAAUGUACCGAAAAAAAGAGCCAAACACCAUCUUCCUCUUUUGUUUAACAUAAUCACAAAUCAGUGGAAAACUAUAACAAUAAUUAUACCACUAAAUAGUUAUGGUGAAACUUAUUUAGUGGUAUAAUUAUAGGCAUAGUUUUCCACUGAUUUGUGAUUAUGUUAAACAAAAUUGGAAGAUGGCGUUUGGCUCUUUUGAUCAUAAUUAAACUGCAAAAAGUAAAAUUUGGUGCUUCUACCUCAAUACCAAGGACUGUAUGAACAGCAUAUUAAGUUUCAUCUUAAUAUUUUAUACCUACCAACA
This is a messenger RNA of Acyrthosiphon pisum (pea aphid), 1050 nucleotides long. RefSeq names its product THAP domain-containing protein 2-like. Lineage: Eukaryota; Metazoa; Arthropoda; Insecta; Hemiptera; Aphididae. The record is from RefSeq and is a predicted model, not a curated record. Bases 185 to 469 code for a protein of 94 amino acids. Gene Ontology annotation, molecular function: sequence-specific DNA binding. The transcript is spliced from 3 exons.